AGCAAACUUUGAAUUAUCAAUCCACGAGUGUCUGCCUAUCGUGAUACGUUAGUUUGGGAUUAAGGUUGCUUGUGACGCUUUGGAUGGGGCAACAAAACGGCGCGCUUAAGCUAUCCUUGACUCGCGUAAGCUAGGGAUUGUACCUUUAACCUUCACACUCAAGUGGUCGGGCUGUCCUUGAUAACCUCCGUUGCUGGUAAUCCAAAGGCAACAGAAAUCCAUUAAACUCUUGCUACGCUGCUGACACUUUACUUAUUUCGCUCGUCUGUUGAGUCCUUGAUCGAUAUCGCUAAAGGCCAAGGGCCGUACAAAAGUUCCACAGCAGGUAUGGAUGAACCGGCGAACUUCUUUAGUAGAGACAUCCAGGAUGACGGGAAUGGCGGGAAUCAGUCAUUUGAUAGCCGUUAUAUGAAGGAUUCGAACAGCUAUUACCAAAAUGCUUCACCUGAUACUAAUCUAGACCAUUCCUCCAUUCAUCCACUGUCCGACCACACUCAUCGAUUCAACAACUUCUCAAUGGAUUCAAUUUACGUUCAGCCCUCGAGGAAAUGUUCAAACCGCCGUACCAAGCCACAGGCAACAAUACAGCAGUUCAACCCGGCCAGCUCCGAAUCCCCCGGCUUAUCUAGCGGAUCGUCGGACACGCCGGAGUCUCACUCAUCGCAACACACUGUAACGCCUGAAAACGGGUCUGGUGCGCAUAGCUUUCUGGCCCCGGAAUCCCCUCCUUCUAAAAAGAGGAAACACCGAAGCAAGAAAGAUAUGGAACAAGGAACCGAAGCGGCCAAACGAAACCGGUUCUUAGAGAAGAAUCGAGUUGCGGCAACCAAGUGCCGUCAAAAGAAAAAGGAAUGGGUAUCGGACCUAGAAGAGACAAGAUUUGGUUUAGAAAGCCAAAACAACCACCUUCAGAUGGAAUACAGCAGCCUGAGGAACGAAAUUACACAGAUAAAGUCACAACUCAUGGAGCAUGCCGGUUGUAACGACCCCAAUAUCGAUAAGUGGAUCGAGAAUGAGGCAAAGAGAUUUGUGGUGGGAGCAGGCGAACGGUACGAUCAUAUGUUGGCCAACUUGGGCCACGCCCCUGGAUUGACUAAUCGGCAAGAAAGCUUCUCUUCAGCUUCAGGAUACCCAGGCGUUCCGGAUUCGGAACUUAUUAGCCCAGUGGCUUCAUCACACAGAGGAAGUAUAUCAUUUCCUCCCGGGACCAUGAUGCCGAACUCACCUGGUUUAUGCCGUCCAGACCUAACGCCAAGUAUGCCAGAAGGUAUGGCUUCUAUCCCAGCUGAAGAGUCAUAUUCAACAGGUCAUUUGCCUAAUUCAAUGUCUGAAGACAUUGCCGGGUUUGAUGGCGUAUCGAUGGGAAACGAAGCGUUCCAGAGCUCGGCAAUCCCCGAAUGUUGACAACGAUUCACGGCUCAAAGAGAAUAAGCUUGUGCCGUGGUACGACAUACGCUGUGCUCAUGUAUCAGAAUACCCAGUGAGCUUCUUACGUCCGCCACUUAUUCUCAUUGGCGUCUGGAACCCUCGAUUGGCACGUGCGCCAGUGCGUGUCAAACAGCAACAUCGAACGGUGAUCUAGUAGAAGGACUGUUAUGCAUUUUCAGCAUGAAUGAUUUUCUGGGCCAUCUCUAAGUGAGUGUUCAUAUGGUAGGAGUUAUUUACGAAACAGGGCGCUUAUAUGCGAAUUUCCGUGGGAACUCGGGUUGCGUAAUGAGGGAUGUUUAUCUAAGACCCAAUCUCAUUACACUCGGAAGUGCGGAAGGCAUUCAGGCUCAAGGUUAAUUAAAUGGGGUAAGGAUGGGCUCUUCUAGUAAUGUGUCGUGUCGAUAUCAAUCGAGUCGGAUGGGGAAAAAUAACGACGGAAUGAGACUACGAUCGAUUCGGAACGCCCUCGUCGCCGCGAGUGCCGGAUAGGGCCGGCUGCUCGUAUCUUAGCACUAAUACGUAUUGGCUUUGUUACGAAACGGCGUUGAGCUAGGUAACUCCAACAUGGGAGAAAUAACAUGGAUGCCGAGCAGAAUACAUUGAUUUCGACUUUGAAUUAAAUUUAUCAAGAGUAUCGAUAUC
Annulohypoxylon truncatum is the source of this 2070-nucleotide messenger RNA. RefSeq lists its product as uncharacterized. Bases 328 to 1404 code for a protein of 358 amino acids. NCBI's taxonomy places the organism in Eukaryota, Fungi, Ascomycota, Sordariomycetes, Xylariales, Hypoxylaceae. The record is from RefSeq and is a predicted model, not a curated record. Gene Ontology annotation, molecular function: RNA polymerase II cis-regulatory region sequence-specific DNA binding; DNA-binding transcription factor activity, RNA polymerase II-specific. Gene Ontology annotation, biological process: regulation of transcription by RNA polymerase II. The transcript has a single exon.